Fibroporia radiculosa is the source of this 705-nucleotide messenger RNA. RefSeq lists its product as uncharacterized. The record is from RefSeq and is a predicted model, not a curated record. Lineage: Eukaryota; Fungi; Basidiomycota; Agaricomycetes; Polyporales; Fibroporiaceae. The coding region runs from base 1 to 705 and encodes 234 amino acids. The transcript has a single exon.
AUGAGGGCCGCCAGGAAGUACGACAUGGAGGCGGUUCAAAGACAUCUGGCUGACGAGCUUGUGAAGUUCGCAGAGCAGGAGCCCCUCCGUGUAUUUGCCGUCGCAUUCGACCUGGAGCUGUACGAGAUAUGCCGCAAGGCAGCCAAGCUCUCACUCCGGAAAGCCAUCUGCCAAUCGGAGAGAGUACCGCUGGAGCUUGGAUCUCUUCCAUCCCCAGUUUUCUAUCAGCUCAUGCGAUAUCGUACCCGGUGCACAGAAGCUGCACAGGAAGUUUUGACGAACCUGCGAUGGGUCUUGACACAGAUACUGGGCCGCAAGGGCAACAAAAUUGUCACUCGUCUUCGACAUGACUAUGUGCAAGUAUCCUACGAAUGGCCAGCACUUUGGAUUUGGUUCCGAUGCACCAGCUGUCUGCCACAUUGCGACAAACUUGUACCUUUUUCGGGGGCUGCUGAGCACACACCCAGAAUGUGGUGGAAGGAGUAUGUGGACAGGGUCUGGUAUGCUCUCGAAGGCCGUCCUGUGGGGUCCGUUAGCGGAGAGAUGAACAUAUUCGAGCCAUCUAUACGUAGGGCUGUGACGUGCACGGUGUGCGCUCCAGACGCCUAUAAGGAUCUCAAAGAAUUCAGUGAGCAGCUGGCCAGCCGUAUAGAUAAGGCGGUAUCUAUGGUUGGUCAACCGGUGAAUGUUUAUUCAUCAAAGUGA